CCGUCGCUCGCUCGCUCGCUCGCUGCAUGGCCGAGCCGGACCCGAAGAACCGUGAAGAAAAAUGUCUUAAAAAACCCCCCCAGAAAUCCUGUUUCGAACUAAAAUCCAUUCCUUUUUUUUCACACCCCCCCCCCCUCCUUCUCCCCCUUUCCCUCGUUCGGACCGGGGGCGAGAUUGCCGACUGCGCUGCUCCGGAGCAGCCAAAGACCGAGUGCGUGUGAGAGAGAGAAUAAGAGGCUUUGAAGGGAGUUUAAAAGAAAGGAAAAAUAUUUUUUUUUAAAGGACAAUUGAAGCAGAAAGUUGGCUUAUCGGAUAUCAAACCCGAAAUGGCUUGCGAAGCAGGUCAAUUAGAUUGUUGAAGGGCAGGUGAUUAUAGGGAGGAGGGGGAAGAUAAAGUAGCAAGAGUUUUUUAAAUCUAUUUUGCUCCAAAUAUGGUCGAACGAUAAAGUUUGUUACUGUGGGCUCCUUUCUUCCCUUCCCGGCAAAAGCUGUGAGCAGGUGGGUGGGAGAAAUCCCCCUCCAAAAUAUGUCAGUGCAGCGAGGUUCUGUGCCUUGGCGGAGUGGCUGAAGCUCUCCCAAAGCUGCGCCGAGUUGAACAACAGCAAGCACAAGUGAAGGGGGGGGGGGGGGGGGGCAGGGCUUCCGUGCACUGUCAACGCUAGAGGGGGCGCACCAGUCCAAACUGAGCUACACUACAUAUUCCUCCUCUUUCCCUCUCCCCUUUUUGUUCGCCUUCCUUCGGCGAGAGAUGAAGCUCAGGGACCGACAAAUGAAACUUUAAACAUUUCACCGAAGCUCUUUGCUUGCCAUGCUUGCCUCUUUUUAAGGCUGGAAUUGGUUUUACUUUAUAAUCCCAGGAGCUAAUUUUGACUCGAUAUUAUCUGCAGAACAGGAAGUUGCUUGCACAGAUUUGUUCAGAAUUUGAAGAUGAGACGUGGGAUCCACAGAACGAGUAUUCUCUUAUGAUUGACUUCGUGAUUACAUUUAAAAUAGAAACUGAGUAUGUAAGGCAAAAUUGUUUAUCAACAUUGACUUUAUGAAGAAUCUCAAGUGUUAAUGUUUCAUUAAAGGGCAGACAGAACCAUGUGGCGAUUGCUUACACUGAAGCUUGGUCGGUUGUACUGCUGUUUGAAGUUCCUGUUUGUGGUGAGUCUGUUGGUUUUCAUGUUAAUGAAUACGCACACGUUAUUCGACUCCUUUCAGAAGAAUGAACUUACAGAUCGUCGUUUCAUUAGCCUCAACAAAUGUCCAGCAUGUUUUGGCACUAGCUGGUGUCGUAAGUUUAUGAAUGGCCAAAUCACUUUUGAAACAUGGGGUCGCCUGCGAAUUCUGGAUUUCUUGAAUGUGAAAAAUGUCUACUUCGCUCAGUAUGGCGAGCCAAGGGAAGGUGCAAGGCGUAUUGUUCUCAAACGCUUGGGUUCUAAUCAAGAACUGAUGGAGAUGGAACAAAAGAUCUGCAAAAGGGCCACGGGCCGACCUCGUUGUGAUGUUACACAAGCUAUGUACAAGACUCAGUUUUCCCGUUUAAAUGGAGAAGUUCGGUUACUGACCCCAGAUAUUGUGGAAGGGUGGUCAGACUUGGUGCAUUGUCCAUCACAGAGACUCCUGGACAGAAUCGUACGUAGGUAUGCUGAAACAAAGGAUUCUGGAAGCUUUUUGAUGAAGAAUUUGAAAGACUCUGAGCGGAUGCAGCUGCUUCUGACAUUGGCUUUUAACCCAGAACCACUGGUUCUUCAGAGUUUUCCAUCAGAUGAAGGAUGGCCUUUUGCAAAAUACCUUGGAGCCUGUGGGAGAAUGGUGGCUGUAAAUUAUGUAGGCAAUGAACUUUGGAGUUUCUACCAUGCACCUUGGGAAAAACGAGUAGACUUGGCCUGGCAGCUGUUGGAAAUCGCUGAGCAACUCACUAACAAUGAUUUUGAAUUUGCGCUCUACCUCCUCGAUGUCAGCUUUGAUAACUUUGCUGUUGGAUCUCGGGAUGGAAAAGUCAUCGUCAUUGAUGCUGAGAACAUAAUUGUGGCAGACAAAAGGUUAAUUAAACAAAAUAAGCCUCAAAAUUGGGAUAUAUGGUACGAAAGCAAGUUUGAUGAUUGUGGAAAGGAAGCCUGCCUGUCAUUUUCGAAGGAUAUUUUAUGUUCUCGUGUUACAAUUGACCAUAACUACUAUGCCAUCUGUCAGAACCUGCUCUCCAGGUAUGCCAACUGGCGUGGUACAUCAGGAGGGCUCUUGCAUAACCCCCCCCCAGAAAUUGUCAGAGUUGGCAGACUGGAAGCCUUGCUCGAAGAAUGUGCCAACCCAAAGAAAGAAUAUGGUCGAUUCCAGGCAGCAAGAGAAUUACGAGAUUACCUUGCAAAGCUGAACAAUAAUGUAAGGUAGCUCAAAAUGGGAUCUACUGGUUUUUUUACACUAGUUACUAGUUUGAAACUGCAGUUAGUCAAAUGUGAGAGUGGUUCCUGUGUAGAAUGUAAAUUUAUAUUGAAUGAAACUAUGCAGAUAUGACAGCACAAGGUAAUAAUUAGUGCUUGGAACAACAAUGGACAUCUGCCAACCCAUGUGUGGGGUUGAUUAUCUGAUUAGAGCAUUGAGCUUUUAUUGACUCUGCCCAUGGGUGAAGACCAGCAGGUCACUGGAGAUAAUAGACUGACAGGUUUAUUGAUUGCACAUGUGUCAAAGGGCAAUUGACAAAACACAACUUUACUGUCACAAAUUGUGAGGUUGAUGCCUUUACUGAAGAAACCUUGCUUAAUUGAAAGCCUGUUUCAAGGCUUAAACCUGCUGAUAUUGUCUUGCAUUUCUAUAUUUUCAAUAAGGAAACGUUAAGUUUUUAUUAAAAGACUUCCAUGUACUGCCAUUAAAAUGUGCAAGAUUUUGAUA
Molecule: messenger RNA, 2871 nt
Organism: Amblyraja radiata (thorny skate)
Lineage: Eukaryota; Metazoa; Chordata; Chondrichthyes; Rajiformes; Rajidae
Product: divergent protein kinase domain 2A
Exons: 4
Coding region: 1084-2373 (429 amino acids)
Source: RefSeq, a predicted model, not a curated record